Amphibalanus amphitrite is the source of this 2562-nucleotide messenger RNA. RefSeq names its product zinc finger CCCH domain-containing protein 10-like. Gene Ontology annotation, molecular function: metal ion binding. The coding region runs from base 237 to 1838 and encodes 533 amino acids. Lineage: Eukaryota; Metazoa; Arthropoda; Thecostraca; Balanomorpha; Balanidae. The transcript is spliced from 4 exons. The record is from RefSeq and is a predicted model, not a curated record.
GUUUGACUGCCAGUAGCAGAUUUGCGAAUAUCAAGCUGCUGCAAGAUUGACGAACGUGAAUACAUAUUAUCAAAGUAUUCAGCUGACCUUGGUUCAUUGAUUUCGCGACAACUAUGGUGGAUGUUUGAUUGUUAUGCAUUUUUACUACGCGAUUUAUCAUCGCACGUGAUGCUGGUAUAAGGAAUCUGAUCCUCGCCUUUGAUUUAAGGCGCUGCCUGCCGCCCGUCCCGGCCGCCAUGGACGCGGCCUCCGACGCCAGCAGCGGCGCAGACAGCGCCGUCGACGACCAGCUGGUGUGCCGCGACUUCCUGCGCAACGUGUGUCGGCGCGGCCGGCGCUGCAAGUUCCCGCACCCGGAGGAGGAGGUGGUGGCGCCGCCGCCGGCCCGGCCCGAGCUGGUCACCUUCUGCCACGACUACCAGAACGGACAGUGCGCCCGGCCGUCGUGCCGGUUCGUGCACUGCGAGCGCGGCGAUGAGGAGCUGUUCCGACGCACCGGUCACCUGCCGUCGCACGUGCUCGAGGCGGCCGUGAUGCGCGGCGCCGAUAUCCGUGUCGGCCGACACGAGGUGCCCGUGUGUAAGGACUUUGCGCGCGGCGAGUGCUCGCGCGGUGUCAAGUGCAAGUACCGCCACCUGACGGUGUCCGAACUGGAGCAGCUGUGCAGUGGAGGUAGCGUUAGCAGCAGCGGCAGUCGGCCCGCCUCCAGCGGCUCCCCCGACAGCGGGGACUGUGAGCCGCCAGAGGCCAAACGGAGACACUUUGACGACUACUCGCGGCGUGGGGUGGUGGUACGUGACUAUCGACAGACGCCGCUGUCGCAGGAACCCAACCCGCACUCCAUCAUAGACUACCGGCUGAUAGAGGAUGAGAACAGGAUACUGCAGAGGAGAGUGCAGGAGCUGCAGAAACAGGUGGACGACCUCACCACCACCAACGAGUUCCUGCUCGACCAGAACGCGCAGAUGCGGCUGGCCAAGCAGUCGGCGAGCGGCGCGGGCGUCACCACGCUGGCCACCGUCUCGGUGCCGGCCGUGUCGAUGGCGGCCGGCUCUGGCGGCGUGGCGGCCGCGCCCAUCACCAUGUGUCCCAUCAGCCAGCCGCUGGUGGCGCAGGGCGCCGCCGCACAGGUGGUGACCGUGCCCGGCAGCAUGGGCGCCGUGCCGGUCACCCUGACACACACCCCGGGCACGGCGGGGACGAUCUCAGUCAGCCUGGCGCCGGUCACUCUGAACCAGCAGGGCGCCGCCGUGGUGUCUAUGGCCAGCAUGGCGGCCAACAUCAACCACCAGGCGGCCGUGGCUUCCAUGAACAACAUGAACCAGCUGGCGGUGACCAUGCCGUCUUUGAACCAGCCGGUAGCGGCGUCUAUGACCAGUAUCGCCAAUAUGAACCAGGCCGCGGUGGCUACCAUGAACUCUAUGAACCCGCUGGCGGUGUCGCUGGCAUCCAUGAACCAGCCCGUCGCCGCAUCUAUGGCGUCAAUGGCGAACAUGACUCAGGCGGCGGCCGCCACCAUGGCUUCCAUGAACCCGAUGGCAGCUGCUACCAUGGCCGCCAACCAGUCCGUGUUCCAGCCGGCUGCGUCCAUCAACCAGCCGGCGGCCGCGUCCAUGGCUUCCAUGGCCUCCAUCAACGAGGCGGCCGUGGCGACCAUGGCUUCCAUGAACAGCAUGGCGGCGACGAUGGCGUCGAUGCCGCAGCCGGUGGCGGCCUCGAUGGCGGCUUCCAUGAACCCGAUGGCGGCGGCGUCGAUGGCGUCAAUCAACCAGCCGAUGCCUGUGGCCUCCAUGGCCUCGAUCAACUCGGCCAACGUCGCCGGCGCCGUUCUCAGGUGAUCGCUGACCGGCGCCGGAACUAGCUCUGGGUCACUGCGCCGGGCCGCUGCCGUGUCGGUGGCGGCCUGCCGUGCUGAACACUGACUGCUCCCGCGAGAGGGAGCGUGCGGCGCUCUGACGAGCGGACGGCUCACUCUCUGACGAGUGGCGCGCUCUGACGAGCGGUGUCGUCGUCCCUUUUUGAGGGCACCUCACUGUCACCGUGUUGUGAACACACCCCGUGUUGUGACGGGAUUUAUCCCUAGUGAGUGCGGUGGUGAACUCUCACUGGACAGCUUAUUCCGUGUCAGAGAGACGAUAGACAGGUGUCUGAUGUGGACCGGUGGUGUAUGAAUGGGCGACACCAAAGGGGGGAUGCGUGGAGGUAGUGGUUCCGAACGUACGGGUGAUAUUAUUUGAUAAGGUAUCGUUUUGUACGAAAUGUGUGCGCGCUUAGGUAGAAGUCGGUUGUAAGUUGUAACCUCGUAGUAGCAGUGGUUGGGGUAGUUGAUGGAGUGUAAAUGUUAUGAGUUCUGACUGUUGUGUUUAGAUGUUGUGUAGCUUUUAGUGAUCAUCUCGUAGUUGUAGGGCAUUGCAUUGCUCAAUUGUGAGCUGGAAGUAUGUGAAUGUACAUUUUGUGAAUGGAGUUAGCCUACUAAUUCAUUUAUUUCGUUUCGCUAUUGAUGUAACGACUGAGGUGUUUUGUAAGUGUAAAAGGAUCCACAAUACACAAUGUGGAGGUCAA